AUUUGACGUCGCUCUUUUAUCACUGCUUCAAUUCAACCCGCUUUCCAUCUCCUAACAUCACCACCCAUCAAACCCAUCCAGGGGCAUGAUGCAUAAUUGGAUCACUAUUCAAACAUUCAUAGCGCACACACCCGCACAGUAGCUGUGAAUUGAGAUGGGAUUUUUUCCGCCCAUUUUUUAUUCUGUUUGUGUUAAUUGAAUAAAUGGGGUUGCUGUAAUUACAUGGGCGUGCCCGAUGCCGAGUAGAGUUCAAACCAAAGCCGGCUCUUCUCCCAACUCCUUUUCAUUUUCACUGUACACACCCAGUCAAUCAAUCUAUCUCACACGAAACCUCGCCUAUUCGCCUACCACCCUCGCCCUCGUCUCUUCAACAUCCUGUAUUCGCAGUUCUACACGUUCUUCUACUUCCCCUCUCUCUCUCUCUUUCUCUGCCUUCUUCUUCGUUUUUCACCUACCCGAUCGGGGGGAAGGUUCUGUGGACUGACCCAUGACGUGAUUUCUUUGUGACAAUUCGAUUGGAUUGGGUUGUGAGUUUGUGAUCGAGUCUGGGAGCCUUUGAGAUCAAUUCUUCCAUUUCCUUUUGUGUUUUUGGGGUGUAGUAGAAGGAUUUUGAAGAUUGGGUUUUUGAUUUGAGGAUAUGGGCUGUUUUCCCUGUUUCGAUUCGAGGGAAGAGGAGAAGCUGAAUCCCGAAAAGGAAAGCGAUGAUGGUAAGCAACACCAUCCAAUGAUUCCACCCAACAUUGCCAAAUUGCCUUCUGGAAUAGACAAACUUAGAUCAAAAGGCAAUGGUGGUUCCAAAAGGGAACAGCAGAAUCCCAAGGAUGGGCCUCUUGUCAAUAUUUCUGCUCAAACAUUCACUUUCCGGGAGCUUGCAAUCGCAACCAAGAAUUUUAGACCUGAGUGUUUUAUUGGGGAAGGAGGAUUUGGACGUGUAUACAAAGGGCGCCUCGAAAGCUCAGGCCAGAUUGUUGCUGUAAAACAGUUGGAUAGGAAUGGUCUUCAAGGAAACAGAGAAUUUCUAGUGGAGGUUCUCAUGCUUAGCCUUCUACAUCAUCCAAAUUUGGUGAAUCUGAUUGGUUACUGUGCAGAUGGGGAUCAACGGCUUCUUGUAUAUGAGUUCAUGCCUUUGGGAUCAUUGGAAGAUCAUCUUCAUGAAAUUCCACCUGAUAAGGAACCCCUAGAUUGGAACACAAGAAUGAAAAUAGCUGCUGGUGCAGCCAGAGGUUUAGAGUACUUGCAUGACAAGGCAAACCCUCCAGUUAUUUAUAGAGACUUCAAAUCCUCCAAUAUAUUACUUGAUGAAGGAUACCAUCCAAAGCUUUCUGAUUUUGGCCUUGCCAAGCUUGGCCCUGUUGGAGAUAAAUCUCAUGUUUCCACCAGGGUCAUGGGAACUUAUGGUUACUGUGCUCCCGAGUACGCCAUGACCGGACAAUUGACCGUCAAGUCUGAUGUUUAUAGUUUUGGUGUUGUCUUCUUAGAGUUGAUAACUGGACGGAGAACCAUUGAUAGCACCCGGCCCCAAGGCGAACAGAACCUUGUCACAUGGGCACGCCCAUUUUUUAAUGACCGCAGAAGAUUCUCAAAAUUGGCUGAUCCACAGUUGCAGGGGCGGUAUCCCAUGCGAGGUCUGUACCAGGCUCUAGCUGUGGCAUCCAUGUGUACCCAAGAACAGGCUGCAGCCCGUCCGCUGAUUGGAGACGUGGUCACUGCCCUGUCAUACUUGGCAAAUCAAUCCUACGAUCCAAGUUCUCCUUCAGGUACUGCUGCUGCUGCUCAGAGAGGUUCUGGUGAUCGGGACGAAAGACGGAACAGAGACGAGAAAGUUGCAGUAAAGAAUGAAGACGGGGGAGCAUGUGAACGAAGGUGGACGUUGGAUGGUCCGGGGAAGGACGAGUCCCCAAGGGAGAAUGGUAGGAUUUUGAAUAAGGAUUCAGAGAGAGAACGUGCAGUGGCUGAGGCGAAGAUGUGGGGAGAGAAUUGGCGAGAAAAAAGGCGACAGAGCGCACAAGGCAGUUUUGAUGGUUCGAAUGGGUAAGUAAUGGAGUUAGAGGAAGAGAUGCACAAGGCAUGAGCAGGUCUGUUACCUUGUCUCCUUCCUUCCUUCCUUCCUUCCUUCCUUCCUUCCUUCAUUCCUGCACUAUGUUUGGUUGGGUUGGUCGGGGAAGAACGGAAUAAGUUGGAAUGUUAGGAGGGCUUAUUCAGGCUUCUAUAUCAUCAUGGUGAGCAGCAAGGCAAUUGAUGUAGGGGUUGGGUUGUUCCUUGGGGACUUGGUCAGUACUUUUUCUGAACUUUGUUGGGUUAAAAUUUUCCUGUUUUAUGAAUUCCAUUAACCCUACACAUGAGGAAGAAGAAGAAGAAGAAGAAGAAGAAGUAAAGGCAAGCAUGGUGGAGGAGACUGUAGAAAGAGAGACUGAGAAUGAAGGAAAAGGAAAAAUAAUUGAAAAGGUGAGGGUCGGGUUGUUUGAUUUGCUUAUGUCCUGUAUGAUCAACUCUGCAGAGUACAACCAAAAGAGAUGCACAAAACUAUUUGAAUCAGCCAAUUUUGGUA
This is a messenger RNA of Cucurbita moschata (crookneck pumpkin), 2548 nucleotides long. Its product is annotated as serine/threonine-protein kinase PBS1-like. The transcript has 5 exons. Bases 638 to 2035 code for a protein of 465 amino acids. Gene Ontology annotation, molecular function: ATP binding; protein kinase activity. Lineage: Eukaryota; Viridiplantae; Streptophyta; Magnoliopsida; Cucurbitales; Cucurbitaceae. The record is from RefSeq and is a predicted model, not a curated record. Gene Ontology annotation, biological process: protein phosphorylation.